AGGAAGAGGAGGAGGAGAAAUACACCAGGAAGAGGAGGAGCAGCACUAGGAAGAGGAAGAUGAGGACAAGGAGUAGAAGAAGGAGGGGGAAUAAAUUCCUGCUUAGUGGUGGAAGACAGAAAGGUUGGCUAUUGGAGGACAGACAAAUGGGAUACUGAAACACAAAUCUUGCAGAUCUAAAAAGGGUCAUCUCCUAGAGUACAAUGAUGGGCCAGAAAACUUGCUACUCCAGUGCCUUCAGUGCACUCUAAUCCUAAUGGAGGUGCUCAUGUCACUCAAGAUUCACUGGCCAUUCAGGGCGUUUUUAACGACCCUCCAAUCAGGAGAAAAGGAGUGUUCUUCCGGGUUCUUUUGUUCCUGCUGCAAGUUCCACUCUAUUACUGAGCAGGCUUGAAUGGUUGGUGGGACAUGCUUUGAACUCUGCUGCUGAGUGCCUUACCGGAGUGCCAACCCUGAACUACCAAGUCCAAUCAUGACAGUGACUUAUGAGGAUGUGCAUGUGAACUUCACUCAGGAAGAGUGGGCUUUGCUGGAUCCCUUCCAGAAGAAGCUCUACAAAGAUGUCAUGCUGGAGACCUACAGGAACCUCAAUGCUAUAGGCUUUAAUUGGGAAGACCAAAAUAUUGAGGAACAUUGUCAAAGUUCUAGAAGACAGAGGAGGCAUGAAAGAAGUCAGAGUGCAGAGAUUCCCUCCGAAUAUACUCACUGUGGAAAACCCUUUGCUUUACAUGCUCACAGUCAUCCUCAAAGGAAUGAAAGGAUUCAUUCAGAAAAGAAGCCCUCUGAAGUUAUUCAGUGUGUUGAAGCCUUUGCUCCUUACACAAGUCUCCAAAUACAUAAAAGAACACAAGCUAGACAAAAACCUUAUGAAUGUAGUCAAUGUGGUAAAGUUUUUGCAAAUCACAGUAAACUUAAAAAGCAUGAAAGACUUCAUACUGAAAAGAAACCCUACAAAUGUAAUGAAUGUGAUAAAGCUUUUUCACAACCCAUUAGACUCCAGAAGCAUCAAAGAGUUCACACUGGAGAGAAACCCUACAAAUGCAAUGAAUGUGAUAAAGCCUUUUCACGACCAAGUAGACUCCAGAUGCAUAAUAGAGUUCAUACUGGAGAGAAACCCUACAAAUGUAAUGAAUGUGAUAAAGCCUUUUCAAUACACAGUAGCCUCCAGAGGCAUAAAAGAGUUCACACUGGAGAGAAACCCUACAAAUGUAAUGAAUGUGAUAAAGCCUUUUCACUACACAGUAGACUCAAGAGGCAUAAUAGAGUUCAUACUGGAGAGAAACCCUACAAAUGUAAGGAAUGUGAUAAAGCCUUUUCACAACACCAUAGCCUCCAACAUAAAAGAGUUCACACUGGAGAGAAACCCUACAAAUGUAAUGAAUGUGAUAAAGCCUUUUCAGUACACAGUAGCCUCCAGAAGCAUAAAAGAGUUCACACUGGAGAGAAACCCUACAAAUGUAAUGAAUGUGAUAAAGCCUUUUCAGACCACAGUACCCUACGGAAGCAUAAAAGAAUUCAUACAGGAGAGAAACCCUACAAGUGGAAUGAAUGUGAUAAAACCUUUUUAUACCACACUAGCCUCCAGAUACAUAAAAGAGUUCAUACUGGAGAGAAACCCUACAAAUGUCAUGAAUGUGAUAAAGCCUUUUCACGACCCAGUAGCCUCCAGAAGCAUAAAAGAGUUCACACUGGAGAGAAACCCUACAAAUGUAAUGAAUGUGAUAAAGCCUUUUCACACACAGUAGCCUCCAGAAGCAUAAAAGAGUUCACACUGGAGAGAAACCCUACAAAUGUAAUGAAUGUGAUAAAGCCUUUUCAGUACACAGUAGCCUCCAGAUGCAUAAAAGAGUUCACACUGGAGAGAAACCCUACAAAUGUAAUGAAUGUGAUAAAGCCUUUUCAGACACAGUAACCUCCAGAAGCAUAAAAGAGUUCACACUGGAGAGAAACCCUACAAAUGUAAUGAAUGUGAUAAAGCCUUUUCACGACCCAGUAGACUCCAGAAGCAUAAAAGAGUUCACACUGGA
This is a messenger RNA of Rattus rattus (black rat), 2027 nucleotides long. RefSeq names its product zinc finger protein 431-like. Gene Ontology annotation, biological process: regulation of transcription by RNA polymerase II. Gene Ontology annotation, molecular function: RNA polymerase II cis-regulatory region sequence-specific DNA binding; DNA-binding transcription factor activity, RNA polymerase II-specific. The record is from RefSeq and is a predicted model, not a curated record. Lineage: Eukaryota; Metazoa; Chordata; Mammalia; Rodentia; Muridae.